AUGCGAGAGCAGAAACCAGCCCAGGAAAUGUUCAUUACAAGAGCCCUUGAAAAAAUCCUCUCCGAUCGGGAGAUAAAAAAAUCCCACCACUUCCAGCUGAAAAAGGCCUGUGAAGCGGCUUUAGAUGAUAUCAAGAAUGACAAUCAACUCAAUAAGUUAGACACACACACGAUGGGCUCCGUAGAAACGGAUAAAUAUUUUCUGCCGUUCGAGUUGGCGUGCAAUUCUAAGAGUGCUAAAAUGAUUAAUACUUCUUUGGAUUGUCUGCAGAAACUAAUCGCGUACGGCCACCUCACUGGCAAUAGCCCCGACCCUACGGUACCCAACAAGCGUUUGAUUGACAGGAUCGUCGAGGUCAUCUGCAACUGUUUCACUGGGCCCCAAACUGACGAAGGCGUUCAGCUGCAGAUCAUUAAAGCGCUGCUAACGAUAGUAACAGCCAAUACAUGCGAGAUUCACGAAGGGACGAUCCUAUUGGCUGUCAGAACAUGCUACAAUAUCUACCUGGCCAGUAAGAAUUUAGUAAACCAGACCACGGCAAAGGCCACCCUGACCCAGAUGCUCAAUGUCAUCUUUUCAAGGAUGGAAAACCCAGCAGAAGAUACGGAAAUCUCAAAAGCAUCAUCACCACUGCCAACAGCAACCUCAUCAACAGUACAAUCACCACCAUCAACAACAACAACACAGAACAACGCAACAACAACAACAUCAGCAACACAAAUCAGCAGCAACAGCAGCGAACUCUUCAGCCACAUUCUUCAAAAGGAUGCAUUCCUCGUCUUCAGAAGUCUAUGCAAACUCUCAAUGAAACCUCUAGCCGAUGGACCACCUGAACCUAAAUCUCACGAGUUACGUUCAAAGAUCCUCUCACUGCAGCUCCUUCUCUCCAUCCUGCAAAACUCCGGACCGGUUUUCCAGUCGAACGAGAUGUUCAUAAACGCUAUCAAGCAGUAUCUGUGCGUGGCCCUCUCAAAAAAUGGAGUCAGUCCUGUUCAGGGGGUGUUCGAGUUGUCGUUGGCCAUAUUCUUGAGUCUGCUCAGCAAGUUUAAGCAGCAUUUAAAAAUGCAAAUCGAGGUUUUCUUCAAAGAAAUCUUUUUAUAUAUCUUGGAAUCACCGACGUCCAGUUUUGAACAUAAAUGGAUGGUCGUUCAAGCCCUCGUUAAAAUUUGCGCUGACGCCCAAUGCGUGGUAGACAUUUACGUCAACUACGAUUGCGAUUUGUCGUCUGCCAACAUUUUCGAGCGACUCAUUCACGACCUCUCGAAGAUUGCCCAGGGCCGACAGGCCAUCGAAUUAGGAGCGACAGCCAAUCAGGAAAAGAGUAUGAGGGUGAAGGGCCUGGAAUGUCUGGUCUCCAUAUUGAAGUGCAUGGUCGAGUGGAGUCGGGAUAUAUACACCAAUCCCGAUUCUCAAUCCACUCUGGAAAAUUAUUUGAAGUACGGAAACAGCAGAAAGAACUAUGGGAGAAUGGAAUUGAUUAGUUAUUUCAACAAGAGACCUAGAAAGGGUAUAAUGUACCUGCAAGAACAGGGCCUUCUAGGAACAUCCGCCCAUGAUAUCGCGGAGUUCUUUCAUAAUGACGAAAGAUUAGAUAAGGCUGGUUCAACAAAGAGGUCAUGUACUCCUAUAUUGACCAUUUUGACUUCUCAGACAUGGACUUUGUACCUGCUCUCAGGAAAUUUCUCGAAGGCUAGUUUUAGACUGCCAGGUGAGGCCCAGAAGAUAGACAGAUUGAUGGAGAAAUUCGCCUCUCGAUACUGUGAAUGCAAUCCGUCCCUGGGAAUAUUCAGCAGUGCAGAUACAGCCUACGUAUUAGCAUACUCCAUCAUUAUGCUCACUACUGAUCUGCACAGCUCUCAAGUGCGCCACAAGAUGACGAAGGCCCAGUACAUCCGCAUGAACAGGGGCAUCAACGACAGCAGGGACCUCCCUGAGGAGUACCUCUCGGCCAUCUAUGACGAAAUCGCCGACAACCAGAUCAAGAUGAAGCCGACGGCACCGCCCACUCAAAAAACCCCUGCCUCGGGAAUGACAGAGCGACAAAGAAGACUCUUAUACAACAUGGAGAUGGAACACAUGGCGUAUGCAGCUAAGGCCUUAAUGGAGUCAGUCAGUCAUGUUCAGUCCAACUUUACCAGUGCAACUCAUCUUGAACAUGUCAGGCCUAUGUUUAAGAUCGCCUGGACCCCUCUGCUGGCGGCAUUCAGUGUCGGUCUUCAGGACUGCGACGACCAGACGAUUGCGAACGUGUGUUUAGAUGGUAUAAGAUGCGCCAUCAGGAUCUCUUGUGUUUUCCAUAUGGAGCUGGAACGUGAUGCGUACGUGCAGGCCCUCUCGCGCUUCACACUCCUCUCAGCAACCUCGCCCAUCACUGAAAUCAAAUCUAAAAAUAUCGACACCAUCAAGACCCUCAUCUCCGUGGCUCACACCGACGGGAAUUAUCUGGGGAAGUCCUGGCACGAGGUUUUGAAGUGCAUAUCGCAGCUAGAACUUGCUCAGCUGAUUGGCUCGUUCGUUAAAACUAGGUACAUUACGUCAUCGUCGUCCUUGACCUUUGGGGGAGGAGGAGGAAGUGGUGCUGCUGGCAGUGGUAGCGGUAGUGGGGGCGGCGGUUAUGGUUCUCAUCAUCCGAACUCUGAAGUUUUUGAUCCGGAAGGCGGUGCUGGUAAUAGUCGUAGGGAUGUGCGUGCCAUGCAGGAAUCGAUGGAAGAGACGAGUUCGCAGAGUGUUGUGGUAGCAGUCGACCGAAUAUUUACCGGAUCCAUCAAGCUGGACGGAGAUGCUAUUGUUGAAUUCGUGAAGGCCUUGUGCAGUGUGUCCGUAGAGGAACUGUCGAGUGUGAGCCACCCAAGGAUGUUUAGUCUCCAGAAAAUCGUCGAAAUCUCAUACUAUAAUAUGGGCAGGAUUAGGCUUCAGUGGUCGAGGAUCUGGCAGUACAUAGGCGAGCACUUCAACAACGUCGGUUGCAAUCCGAACGAGGACGUCGUCUUCUUCGCCAUCGACUCCCUGCGACAGCUCUCUAUGAAGUUCAUCGAGAAGGGCGAGUUUGCUAAUUUCAGAUUUCAAAAAGAUUUCCUCAGGCCUUUUGAGUUCAUUAUGAAGAAGAACAGAUCAGCAAACAUACGCGACAUGGUGGUGAGGUGCGUGGCGCAGAUGGUGAACUCGCAAGCGCCGAACAUCAAAUCCGGCUGGAAAAAUAUAUUUAGUGUCUUUCAUUUGGCCGCCUCCGAUCAUGAUGAAGCCACUGUCGACCUGGCAUUCCAGACCACUGGGAAGAUUAUAAACAGCAUCUUCGAGAAACAUUUCAGCGCGGUGAUCGAUUCAUUUCAGGAUGCAGUGAAGUGUUUGUCGGAGUUUGCCUGCAACUCCAUGUUUCCAGACACCAGCAUGGAGGCCAUCAGGCUGAUGAGGCACUGUGCUAAAUAUGUCGUCGAGAAGUCCCAGGAGCAGCUGAUGAACGUAUCGGAAGAGGAUCGUUUGUGGGCCAGGGGUUGGUUCCCUGUCCUCUUCGAACUUUCUUGCGUCAUCAGUAGAUGUAAACUUGAUGUCAGGACUAGAGGUCUGACGGUAAUGUUUGAAAUUUUGAAGUCCUACGGCGACACAUUCCUCUCGAAAUGGUGGAACGACGCAUUCAAAGUCAUAUUCAGGAUCUUUGAUAACAUGAAACUUCCGGAGUCCCAGCAUGAGAAAGCAGAGUGGAUGACAACGACAUGCAACCAUGCCCUCUACGCAAUUGUCGACGUAUUCAGCCAGUACUAUGAAGUCCUCAGUGGCGUCUUGUCGAAGCAGCUGUACGAGCAGCUGCUGUGGUGUGUGCAGCAAGAUAAUGAACAGUUGGCUCGAUCGGGAACAAAUUGCCUGGAGAAUUUUGUGAUCUCGAAUGGGGAGAGGUUUACCGAAAAUGCUUGGGAAGAAGCCUGUGCCUGUAUGUCGCUAAUAUUCCAAAACACCAUUCCUAAUGAAUUGUUAACUUGGAGACCUGAAAACCACAAAGAUGACGAUGGUGAUGAAAAAUACGAUACGAUUAAUGUGACGUCAGCUUAUCGAGCAUUGGAUCAAGUGACCAGACGAGAAGGAUCCAUAAGUGACCAUGACCUAUUUAAUUCCCUCCUCAUAAAAUGUGUCGUCCAAUUGGAACUCAUCCAGACGAUCGAUAAUAUUUUGUUCUACCCUACAACCAGUAAGAAAGAAGAUGCGGAGAAUCAGGCUUCUGCAAAGGUCACUUUAGGAAUGUUCCAUUAUUUAUCGCCUGAUCAGUUGUUUGUUUUGUUGGACUGCUUGCUGAAGUCUCACAGAUUCGCCCGGACCUUCAAUUCCGAUCAGGAGCAGAGGAGCUUGCUCUGGAAAGCUGGAUUCAAGGGUAAGAUGAAGCCCAACUUAAUGAAGCAAGAGACUCAGAGUUUGGCAUGUGCCUUCAGAAUCCUCUUCCAUCUCUACACCCAGCCAACCAAUCAUUCUCAAGCACUGAACUUCAGAAAAAAGACCGGGACAGAUGCCCUGCAGUACUUUCUCUCGCUCCAGUCGGACCGUGAUAGGGAGGCCUGGUCCAAUCUUCUGCUGCUAUUUUUAACUCGGAUAAUGAAGCUGGAAACUUCCAAGUUUCGGAAGCAUGCUUCCAUUUACUACCCGUACCUGUGCGAUUUCAUAUGCCUGGAGCUGAAGCCGGAAAUAAAAAACACCUUAAAGAAGUUCCUACUUCGAUGCGCGCGUGACUACCAUAUUAUGUGA
Messenger RNA from Helobdella robusta, 4728 nucleotides. RefSeq lists its product as hypothetical. The coding region runs from base 1 to 4728 and encodes 1575 amino acids. The record is from RefSeq and is a predicted model, not a curated record. The transcript is spliced from 39 exons. Gene Ontology annotation, molecular function: guanyl-nucleotide exchange factor activity. Gene Ontology annotation, biological process: regulation of ARF protein signal transduction. NCBI's taxonomy places the organism in Eukaryota, Metazoa, Annelida, Clitellata, Rhynchobdellida, Glossiphoniidae.